Molecule: messenger RNA, 1319 nt
Organism: Hemibagrus wyckioides
Lineage: Eukaryota; Metazoa; Chordata; Actinopteri; Siluriformes; Bagridae
Gene: dydc2
Product: DPY30 domain containing 2
Exons: 11
Coding region: 120-1130 (336 amino acids)
Cellular component (GO): Set1C/COMPASS complex
Source: RefSeq, a predicted model, not a curated record
CUUGGUUUGCUCCUGAGGGAAGAUUUACUCUGUUGCACGGUUACCAUGGAAACGGAAAACAGUCGCUCGGAGGAAGAGAAACGUGAGCAGCUGAUCAUCAUCAUCAUUAUAAUAUCAGAAUGGACUCUCAGUACCUGAAACAGAGACUGGGUAAAUGUUUGGUGGAGGCUCUGGCAGAAGUCGUGGAGCAGAGACCCAUGGACCCUAUUGAGUUUCUCGCUCACUACAUCUACAAAUACAAAGAAAACAUGGAGCAUGCCAAAAAGAAAGCUGCAUAUGAGAAGCAGGUGGAGGAGGAGGUGCAGAAGGCCAGAGAAGAGGCAGAGCAUCAGAAAUGGCUGAAGGAGGAGGAGGAGCAAAUACGAGCCGCCCAGGAGCCGGUCUCCACUCCUCCUCCAGCUCCACUGCAAGAGCGACCCAGGAUGGUGAACCCACCGAAGAUGGAGGUCCUGAUGGAGGCUGAUGGGCCAAAAGCCGUAACUGAAGCAACUCCAAAAGAACCCACAGCCCAGCCUCAGGCAGAAGAACCAGAAACACAGGCUGAACCUGAGAGGACAGUGGAGGCUCCACCCGAUGAGACAACAGACAUGAAGAGAGCGCCCUCUAGAGCUGAAAAUGAGGACACACCCCAGGAACAGGAAAAUGAGCCCAGUGAAUGGGAUGACUCCAAAGCUCCAGACGUAGAAGGUACAGUCUCAGAGAACGCAGAUGGGGCAGCAAGAUGGAUUCCUGAGGAAUCAGAGAUUGAGGCACAACCAGGUCAAAUCCGAUCAGAAGAGGAGGAGUUAGACGGGGUGAAACCUCAUGAUGUCUCAGAGACCGUUGUGAUAAAUCCUGAAGAGUUUGCGAGCGAGACACAACCGAGUCACAGCCAAGCAGAGGAUGAGCAUUCAGGUGGAUGGAACCCUCCAGAUGUAGACGGUAUGGUCUCUGUAGACGACUCAGAGGUAAAUCCUGAAGAAUCAGUCAGCAAAACACAACCGAGCCAAAACCAGGCAGAAGAAGAGAUCACACACACCGACGACCAGUCAGAAGGUCUGAGGGAGAGCGACGAUCACAGACAGGAAGAACCCGAGACCCUCGCCAACCCGAGCUUGGUCAAAGACACGGAGGAAGAUGAAGAUGACUGAAGAUGAGUCAGUUUCCCUGCUUUACAUAUCUGCUUUACGUUACAUAUAAAUUAUAAUGUGUUAUGUUUUAAUAUCUAUUUAAAUGAUGCGUUUUCUGAAGCAGGUUAAACUCAGUGUAUUCAUUCGUACAGGAACAUGGUAAAAUACACAAAUCGGUCCUUUGGAGCUCAUUUUUUACAAAAGAUUAAA